UCUGUGUGAACUGUAUAUUACUGAUAUACAUCGCAUCCCCAAAUAUCAAUUCCAUUCACCCAAAAAAUCUUCACAGUUCCUUCCUAUUAUAAUCAAUUCUCCUCAUCAUCGAUCCUAUACUCCCUCUACGAACCUCAAUUCUUCGAUAUCCGAUAUGGGUCCGAUCGUCUUAACUCAGAUCGCGACUGGUCUCUCCGUAUUGGCCGGAGCCGCUUUGUUGAAAUCGGUAAUGGAUCAAAACCCGAUGAUGGGUCCGGGUUCAGGUGAGUUCCCAAGGUGUUCACGUUGCAAUGGAACGGGUCGGGUUACUUGUCUUUGUAAUCGGUGGUCCGACGGGGACCGUGGGUGCCGGACUUGUGCUGGUUCAGGUCGGAUGAUGUGUAGUAGCUGUGGUGGUUCUGGUACUGGUCGCCCGCUUCCCGUUCGGAUCUCGGUUCGUCCUCCAAAUCAACCGUAUUAACCCGGUAAACCUAUUUGGGUUUCUGUAAUUGUAAUAUCUUGAGUAAAUUCUUAGUUCUUUUGAAUGAUGGAAACGAAAUUCAGAUGUAAAAUACUCUUCUAUUCAUUCAAUUACACUCUCUAAUUACGUAUAUAUAAUCAUGUAUUAUAAGUUGAUUUGAGUGGCGAUUGAGAUGUUUGUGAUCACA
This is a messenger RNA of Cynara cardunculus var. scolymus (artichoke), 647 nucleotides long. RefSeq lists its product as uncharacterized. NCBI's taxonomy places the organism in Eukaryota, Viridiplantae, Streptophyta, Magnoliopsida, Asterales, Asteraceae. The transcript has a single exon. Bases 155 to 460 code for a protein of 101 amino acids. The record is from RefSeq and is a predicted model, not a curated record.